AUGCAGCCGGCGGAGAAAGCCUCCUACAAGGUCACCCGGGGUGAAGCUGCGUCCCAGCAGCCCAGGGCCAACGGCCCGGACCCAGACUCCGCUUUCUUGCUCACCUGCCCACUCCGGACCCACGCUUACCCCGACGAUGAGUGGGACCAGAGUGCUAUUGGGAGCUACUACGAGCUGUUCGCGGCCGCACUGGGCAACCUGGAAUGGUUGCGCUUCUGUCUGAGUCGGGACCGUGACAAAAUUCCGGCAGAUGACAAGGGCUUCACUGCCAUCCACUCUGCAGCCCAGAGUGGCAAGCUUACGUGCCUGCAGGUCUUGGUAGAGGAGUACAAGUUUCCCGUGGACCUGCCCACCAACAAUGGCCAGACACCCCUGCACCUGGUCAUCCACGGGGACAACAAGACCAUGACCCUCCCCUGCAUUCACUAUCUACUUAAACAAGGGGCGGCCCUCAACACUCAGACAUGCAAUGGCUCCACACCCCUCCAUCUGGCAGCCUGCAAGGGCCUGCUGAGCUGCGUGAAGGUGCUGGUGCAAAAUGGCGCCAAUGUCCAUGCCCGAGAUGCCACGGGCUGCAAGCCCAUCGACUACUGCAAAAUAUGGAACCACCGCGACUGUGCCCGGUUCUUGAAGGAUGCCAUGUGGAAACGGGACAAGAAGGACUUUGCUCGUGAGAUGGGGAAACUGAAGAGGCUCAAGGACCAGCUGGCCUUCAUGGAACAAGACUACCUGACUGAGUAUCAAAAAGAGCACCAAAUUCUGAGAGAAGCUGAUUUCAAGAAGUGGCUCCAUCGCAAGCAGCUGCUUCAAGGCCAAUCCCUGAUCCCCAACGCCAAGCAAGCACCUUGUGCCCCACCCCAGGCGAUUGCCAUCCCCCAGACCCCCAAGCACCAGGGGCCUCGAAAGAGUUUCUACCCCUCCCCAGAGGCACGCCUGCGGCAGACAUCAACACCCAAGCUGCAGUCCUUGGGGACACCCACACCCAUCUACACGCAGCCCAUGGUCAGGCGGCCCAAGUGGUGGAAUGUUAGCAACAAUCCUGCCAGAUGGCCCACCACCCAGAUCGGCUACCCACAGGGCAUCCGCCUGGGUGUGCAUCCAGACCCCAGCCCGGAGCGCGACUUCCACAGCUUCCUUAAGGCGAGGUCUGACCGGCACGGCGGGGCACAGCUGUGCACGGUGGCCGGCAACCGGGUGGCACCUGUGCCCCAGCUGCCUUUCAAGGUGCUAGUCCAAGAGCUGUACCCUUCAGUGCGGCCACGCAGGAUGAAAGUGCCCCAGGGCUUUUGCCCUGUCAGCAUAAGGCACGUGCCCCGGAAGCGGCUCUCGGGUGACAACUUCUGGACUGACGCUCUGGCCAUGAACCUGCGUGAGACAUUUGAUGAAGCCUUCCUGGCAGCUGUGCAAGCCCAUCAAGGGCUCCCCACUCUGCCCUCCCCCAAAAGCCCCCCAUAA
Messenger RNA from Neomonachus schauinslandi (Hawaiian monk seal), 1455 nucleotides. It is a transcript of the gene ANKRD53, whose product is annotated as ankyrin repeat domain 53. The record is from RefSeq and is a predicted model, not a curated record. The transcript has 6 exons. Lineage: Eukaryota; Metazoa; Chordata; Mammalia; Carnivora; Phocidae. Gene Ontology annotation, molecular function: protein binding. Bases 1 to 1455 code for a protein of 484 amino acids. Gene Ontology annotation, cellular component: spindle pole. Gene Ontology annotation, biological process: regulation of mitotic cytokinesis; positive regulation of microtubule polymerization; mitotic metaphase chromosome alignment.